Molecule: messenger RNA, 5644 nt
Organism: Leptopilina heterotoma
Lineage: Eukaryota; Metazoa; Arthropoda; Insecta; Hymenoptera; Figitidae
Product: MAP kinase-interacting serine/threonine-protein kinase 1-like
Exons: 5
Coding region: 858-2423 (521 amino acids)
Biological process (GO): peptidyl-serine phosphorylation; protein autophosphorylation; intracellular signal transduction
Cellular component (GO): cytoplasm; nucleus
Molecular function (GO): calmodulin binding; ATP binding; calcium-dependent protein serine/threonine kinase activity
Source: RefSeq, a predicted model, not a curated record
UCGGAAACCAGCUGCCGAGCAGUGAAGGACGGUGAACGUAAAGCAGGACAGAUGUAUUAGCCGAAGGAUUUUUAAUGUGCUUCCGAGCCCAAUUUCCGCUGCGAGCGAGAGGCUGUGAGAUAGUAACGGAAAAGCGACUAUCCAGAGAGAUUUUCCUCAUCGGAAAAUAUCAAAACUAUCCGUUAAAUAGUCUACGCGGUGAGCCUAAAAGAGAAGAAACGAGGUUGAGCAGCAGUUGGAUGCAGAGAGGAGCUCCAUUUUUCACCUUCUUUGAGAUCUUGCCAGGAGGCUCCAAAAAUUAGCAAGAGGAGGAAGAUUCUGUCUUGGUUUUUUGCAGUUCCUUCACAAUAUUUGGAGUAAGAGGAGAAUUUUUUUUGAGUCAUAGAGGAGUGCAGUUUUUAAAGUCUGUGAUAGUAUUUAUUCGAGAAAUAUUAAAGUAUAAAAAGCCGACAUUAUAGUUGUCGUCGAAGAGUCCAAUAUUGGAUGAAGAUAUGUGUAUCGUUUAAACGACGAUCAAGAGAGAACAUACAGAGUGUAAAUAGGCUUUGUAUAUUUAUUUAUAUCUGUGAUACCUACCACUGAUAUACAUCGAUCUGAUCCCAUCGUACAAAGGAAGAGGAGUUAAUCGACAUCAAAGAGAUUUUCUGCAAUUUUUUCGUAGUGGGUUGAAGAUUGUAUCAGUAACUUUAGAGUUUAAGCGUUUUUUUGUAUAUACGACUGAAACUUUUUUAUAAUUAUUGAUAUCAGUGCGAUUGCAUUAGUGUCGAAGAACGAUCCCUCACGAUAAACGAGUGGAAAACACUUCGGAACGGUUGAUUCAUUGUUGAGCGCGUGACGUGUGUUAAAUUUCAACAAAAAUGGUGGAGAAGAUUCUGGAAGAACGCGAGGAUUCGCGACAAGAAAGUGGUCGAGGUGAUGGUGUAUCUUCAACUGGAGAGUCAAUGAGUUCGGUGCAAGCUCGCCAGGAAGAAGCCAGACGCAAAAGACGCAGGAAGAAGAGAUCUGGUUCAUCCUUGGUGUCUUCUUGCUUUCAAGAACUCUACAAACUCACUGGGGAAGUUCUUGGUGAAGGCGCCUACGCUUCAGUACAAGCUUGCACCUCAUUAUACACUGAUCUGGAAUAUGCUGUUAAAAUCAUCGACAAGAUUCCAGGCCAUGCUCGAACUAGGGUGUUCAAGGAAGUGGAGACUUUCCACCACUGCCAAGGACAUCCCAACAUUAUUCAGCUCAUUGAAUUUUUCGAAGAUGACGACAAAUUCUACCUCGUCUUUGAAAAGGUGAAUGGUGGCCAGCUAUUGCGCAGAAUUCAAGAGAAAAAUCACUUCAGCGAGAGGGAGGCAAGCCAAAUCAUCAAAGAAAUUGCCAGUGCACUCAAUUUCCUUCAUAAAAAAGGAAUUGCUCACAGGGAUCUGAAGCCAGAGAACAUAUUGUGUGUUCAUCCUGACAAACUGACACCAAUAAAAGUGUGCGAUUUUGAUCUUGGAUCGGGAAUAAAAUUCAACAACUCCCUGUCAAGUCCAGUAGCAACUCCUCAACUCUUAACACCAGUUGGCAGUGCAGAGUUUAUGGCACCAGAAGUAGUGGAGGCUUUUAUCGGAGAGGCAAAUUACUACGAUAAGAGAUGUGAUCUUUGGAGUCUGGGCGUUAUUAUGUACAUUCUACUGUGCGGCUAUCCUCCGUUUUAUGGAAAUUGCGGCACUGACUGUGGCUGGGAAAGGGGUGAGAAUUGCAGAGCCUGCCAGCAAAUGCUCUUCACCAGUAUCCAGGAAGGCAACUAUGAAUUUCCCGACAGUGAAUGGACAACUAUUUCCGAAGACGCCAAGGACCUCAUUAGAGGUUUGCUCGUUAAAAACGCCCAUCAAAGACUCAGUGCGGAGUGUGUCCUCGAACAUCCUUGGAUCACGCCUGGACCCAGUCGUGUUGAGUGUGGAAACAGGUCCUUGGUCACUCCGCACAUCAUAAGGAGGAACAACUCAGCUCGUGAAUUGUCUGCCUUUGCCGAAUCAGCCAUGGCGGUGAAUCGCGUGGUUUUCCAGCAUUUCUCCGUGAAUUUGGAGGAGCUCUUAGAGAACAGAGAGCCAAGAUUGUCGACAUCAUCAACUGACGACGAUAAUCAUCCAUACGGUCAUAUGUCUGACUCAAGCAGUGAAUUGUCAGAACACAGUAAUAAGAAUGGCGCGACACAUUCGUCUUGCGAAUUUGAACCUGGCUCGCGCCACAGAUCUUCUUCGGUGCGUUCUAGUAUCGAUCUAAGUGAUUCCAAGAUCAUCGGUAAGAAUCGAUUGAUCGACAAGGAUCCAAUAAAAAAUUUGUUUGGUCUAUCACCACCCAGCGAAAGUCUGCUAAUGCAGAGACGUUUAAAAGCUCGUUCGACUCUUCUUGAACGUCAAAAUACGCCGAUUGUCGCAUCACCAAGUGGCUAAAAAUGCGAACAUACACAUAUAUUUUUUCUUGAAAAAAAAAAACAUUUCCCUUUCUCGCUGCAGUAAUUCGUCUUUAUAUCCACAACUUUAAAAAAAAACAGCCACACACCAUCGACAAAAAGAAAAACAAUUUUGUGAAUUUCUAAUUCAAUUUUUGUGAUUUCUAAUCGGGACGUGAAUUUGUUUCAUGUCUCCGAUAUUUUGACUGCAACGAAAACGACGUUACCGAUGACAUUCACUGAUUAGUAAUGUCGAUCACUAUCAAUAGUUACUAUAUUCAGUUUCAAUUUAGACAGUUAUGUUUACCGUAAAAAUUAGCUUCUUAUUCCGAUUAAUUUUUUCAAACAGUGUUUUUUCAUCUUUUAAACGUUUCUUUUAAGACAAUACGCGAUGAUGUCUCUGCGCUUUUCCACUGACUGGUAGUAAUAAUACUAAUAAUAAUAUUAAUCAUCAUAAUCAUAAUAGAAAGUAAUACAAGUCUCAACUUUCAUAUAUUUUUUUUUUUAUAAUUUUAAUAAUUCAGUUUUGUAGAAUUUGUGAGAAUUUGGAAAAGUAUGCAGAGAUGAUUCCCGUAAAUUCUGUUUAAUCAGACACGCACAGGAAUAAAAAAAAGUAAACGUAUUUUCUUGAUUAUAAAAACGUUAACGUUGACAGUAAAGUUACUAACUUUUCUUUUUUGACAGCUUGAACCAAGAUAUAACAUACAUGUAUAGUACACGUAACUCGAUUUUUGUUUUGAGAAGGAGUUUCCCUCCCUCUCAUGGUAAUAUUGUGCGUAGUAUUUACACACAAAGAAUAUUUUCAAUUUGGUGAAGUUGCUGAAAAUUUGAAAAAUAUUAAAGAAUUUUCUCGAUGAUGCGCAUACUUAUCUGCAAACAUCGAAAAACUCGAUUUGAAUUAUUGUAUAAUUCGUUCGUCCCAAGGUUUUUAAAAAGACAUUGAGGAAACAAAUUGUGAUAGAAUAUUUGUGAAUAAACCCCUUGUGCGGUGCAUAGUUUGCUCAGUAAGUGUUUAAGAACUUUGUAAUAAUUUAACAAUCGCUUGGAGAAGCAAAAAAAUAUUUUUUAAAAAUAGAAGGGGAAAGGGACGAACGAUUAAUGAUUUAUAUAGUUGUCUUAACAACUGUUUUUAAAAAAAAACUAUAGUGAUUUAAAGAAAACAUUCGCAUAGCGUGAAAUCCUUUAACAUUAAAUUUGUACCUGUAUCAAAAGCAAGCGUUAAGCGAGAAGAGAAACAACAUUAGAUUAGAUUUAUAUAUUUAGAAGGAACAAAGGGGCAAAGUAAAUCCAAUUUUGAAGAAUUUUGAAAAUCGAAUUAAAAAUUUCAAUUGUUAUAAAAUUAAUUUUUCUUCUUCUGUUUUCUAUAAUUAAUUUUUUCAAUUACUUUGUUCAUGUUCCUUGAAAAAAUUUGACCGAAAUAAUGAGAGAUUGGCGCGUGAUUUUCAUCGAAACUUUCACGUUAUACACUUCCUUGGUAAAAGCCCAAUUUUCUUGGUAUUUCCUUUAAAAAGAUGGCAUUAGCAUUGCUGUCUAUCGUUGUUUUUUUUUUAUUUGGGUCCGCUUAUAAACAGUUGUCGCGACCUUGGGAGUUGUUUCACUCAGGGCAGAAAGAAUUAAAAUGCGCCAAUUCUUAACCUGCUUUUGUUCUGUUCAAAGAGUCAAAGAACAGGAAACAAAACUUUUUACGUGAGACUCUCGUGUUUAAUAUUCUUUGAGAUCUUUCUUCCCUUGGAGAAAAAUAAACACGAGGAAUCUUAACGAAUUUGUAGGCGAUAGGCGUCCAAAACGUAGCUUGAGUCAGUCGUUGAGUUGAGAUUAGGCUUUUCUCAUAAUAUAUAAUUGAUAAACAUUCGAACGUAGUGGAAUGUCAGUAACGCAUUUUAUGAAUUAGAAUAACUCGAAUUUUUGUCUGGAUAUUGUUUUUUUUCUCCUGAGUUUUAAUAAGAUGUUUUUACAUGUGAAAGAAAAGUAUAGAAAAGACUAAAAAAAAAAAAUAGAGUUAUUGAAAAAAAACAAAUCCAGACAGUAAUUCAGAGACGAUAAGUGCAUUUUUUUCGACAAUUCAACGACUGAAUAAAGCUACACUUGUAAACUUCGUGUAUAUAAAAACAAAUCCUUACGACAUAUAUUAAAACGAGAAAAGCAAUGUCUAAAGUUGAAAGAAUGAGAAGUUACAAAACAAAGCCAUAUUUAGCGCUUCUCGAAAUUUUAAAAAUCCGUUUUUAACGAUCGUUUUUUCAGCGACAAAUCGAUUUAAAAAAAAAAUGUACACUCUUGAAAGAAUCGUUACUUGUUUUCCUCCACAUUCGCAGGCUCGAAAAUACAAAAAAAAAAAUUUUACGAUAAUAUUAUCGAGAGUGUACCACUUUCAAUAAACGAUCGUUUAUUUUUUUUUAAUGAAUGAAGUGUGAGAUUAUGAACGAAGUAUGAAAUAUGAAAUGAAAAUAAGGCAGAAUAUAAAAAUGGCCAUAAUUAUCACCUUGUUAGCGGUUUAUCCGCGAGUGAUUGGUGCGAGAGUUAUGGAAGAAUGUUUGUGAAUCGUGUGUAAGAUGAUAGAAGAGUACUAAAAAAUUAACUAUUAGCUUCUAAGAGAAAGAAGAAAAAAAGUCCUUUUUUAUAGAUUAAGCUACCGCUCGCUAAAUUAUUAAAAAAAAAAUAGACACCGGGUGCAAUAACAACGUGAGAAACAUUUCCCUCGGUGUCUCAAUUGUAAGAAAUCGAUCAUGAAAAAUUUCCGUUUUAUCUAAUAGUUAAAUAAUAAUUAAAUAUAUUUCACUCUCAUCUCUAAAAAUAAGUAUUUUUGUUCCUUUUUGAUUACAUUUAAAAAUAUUUAUAUUCUUCUUUAUACAAUAUUUUUGUCAUGAUCGAUUCUAAAUUGUCAUUGUCAUCGAUAGUUUUUACAAUGAAUUUUCCGACUAGACAGAGAGCGGUAAAUUAUACACGUACACAUAUAUAAUUCUUUUUCUCUUUACUUCGUGCAUUAUUUUUUCAGAGUAUGCGAGAGCAUUGCGUGUUUGAAAAGGGAUUCAGAAUUACAAAAGAAAAAAAAGCGAAUGAAUUAUUGGCGUCUGUAAAAGUUAUACACUAAGAGAGAAGAGCGAGAUUUUCGUUACUUUUUUAAAGAGCGAGAGAGGAGAAGAGAAUUGAUAAAAGAGAAGGUGAUAAAGACGAAAAAAAUGACAAAAAAAAAAUAAAAAUAAAGUCAUACGAAUCAUCUUUUAA